AUGAGUGAAGAGAGCAAGAUCCCAGGUCACUAUUUUGUGUUGUCCCUUCUGAAGAAUAUCUUCUCAAGAACAUUACGGGCUUCCAACAACGUACCACGUCAUGUCGGUUUUAUUAUGGAUGGUAAUAGAAGAUGGGCUCGUAAGAAUGAUAUCGAGGUGAAGGAUGGUCAUGAGGCAGGGUUCCAUAGUAUGAGUCGUAUCUUGGAACUAUGUUAUGAAGCCGGUGUUGAUACCGCUACUGUAUUUGCUUUCUCUAUUGAAAAUUUUAAGAGAUCUAAGUAUGAAGUUGACUCUUUGAUGGAUUUAGCACAGAGGAGGAUUAAACAAAUUACUGAAAAUGGUGAGUUGACAGAUAAGUACGGGAUACGAGUUCGUGUGAUUGGAGACAUAUCCUUGCUGGACAAAGACGUACUAUUAGAUAUUCAACAUGCUACUGAAAGGACGAAAAACAAUACUAGAGCUACGUUAAAUAUUUGUUUCCCAUAUACAGGUCGUGAAGAAGUCGUCCAUUCAAUGAAGGAUGUCAUUACAGAAAAUUAUUCACCUAGUGAGAUCAAUGAAGACUUGAUUGAUUCACAUUUAUAUACUGGCGGAUUGCCACCACUAGAUCUAUUGAUAAGGACCAGUGGUGUGUCUCGUCUAAGUGAUUUUAUGAUAUGGCAGGGAUCUAAAAAAGGUGUGAGGAUUGAGUUAUUAGAUUGCUUAUGGCCAGAGUUUGGACCAUUAAGAAUGGGUUGGAUUCUACUUAAAUUUGCAUUUCGUAAAUCAUACUCUAAUAGUAAAGAAGUUAUAGAUGAGGAUUAUGAGGAGGAGGAGGAAGAAGAAGAGAGUGUUGAUAAAAAGAAAUAUAUAUAG
This is a messenger RNA of Maudiozyma saulgeensis, 855 nucleotides long. The record is from the annotation of a GenBank genome assembly. Lineage: Eukaryota; Fungi; Ascomycota; Saccharomycetes; Saccharomycetales; Saccharomycetaceae.